This is a messenger RNA of Lodderomyces jiufengensis, 3537 nucleotides long. RefSeq names its product pyruvate carboxylase 2 (gene PYC2). Lineage: Eukaryota; Fungi; Ascomycota; Pichiomycetes; Serinales; Debaryomycetaceae. Gene Ontology annotation, molecular function: pyruvate carboxylase activity; ATP binding; metal ion binding. Bases 1 to 3537 code for a protein of 1178 amino acids. Gene Ontology annotation, biological process: pyruvate metabolic process; gluconeogenesis. The transcript has a single exon. The record is from RefSeq and is a predicted model, not a curated record. Gene Ontology annotation, cellular component: cytoplasm.
AUGAGUUCAAUUCAAUCUACAAGUACUCAAAAUGGUAAAAUUAAUCAAAUGAGAAGAGAUUCAACUGUUUUAGGACAAAUGAAUAAGAUAUUGGUUGCUAAUAGAGGUGAAAUUCCAAUUAGAAUUUUUAGAACAGCUCAUGAAUUAUCAAUGCAAACAGUUGCUAUAUAUUCACAUGAAGAUAGAUUAUCGAUGCAUAGAUUAAAAGCUGAUGAAUCUUAUGUUAUUGGUAAGAAAGGUCAAUUCACUCCAGUUGGUGCAUAUUUACAAAUUGAUGAAAUUAUUGAUAUAGCUAAAAAACAUAAUGUCAAUAUGAUUCAUCCAGGUUAUGGAUUUUUAUCAGAAAAUAGUGAAUUUGCUAAAAAAGUUGAAGAGAAUGGUAUUAUAUGGAUUGGUCCAUCCUACAAAACAAUCGAUGCAGUUGGUGAUAAAGUUAGUGCAAGAACUUUAGCCAUUGAAAAUGAUGUACCAGUUGUACCAGGUACUCCAGGUCCAAUUGAUAGUGUUGAAGAUGCACAAAAAUUCGUUGAUAAAUAUGGAUUACCAGUUAUUAUAAAAGCAGCUUUUGGUGGUGGUGGUAGAGGUAUGAGAGUUGUACGUGAAGGUGAUGAUAUUGCAGAUGCUUUUAAAAGAGCAACAUCAGAAGCUAAAACUGCUUUUGGUAAUGGUACUUGUUUUAUUGAAAGAUUUUUAGAUAAACCAAAACAUAUUGAAGUACAAUUGUUGGCAGAUAAUUAUGGUAAUGUUAUUCAUCUUUUUGAAAGAGAUUGUUCAGUUCAAAGAAGACAUCAAAAAGUUGUUGAAAUUGCACCAGCAAAAAAUUUACCAAAAUCAGUUAGAAAUGCUAUAUUAACAGAUGCAGUAAAAUUAGCUAAAAGUGCAAAUUAUAGAAAUGCAGGUACUGCUGAAUUUUUAGUUGAUGAACAAAAUAGACAUUAUUUUAUUGAAAUUAAUCCAAGAAUUCAAGUUGAACAUACUAUAACUGAAGAAAUUACUGGAGUUGAUAUUGUUGCUGCACAAAUUCAAAUUGCAGCUGGUGCUUCAUUACAACAAUUAGGGUUGUUGCAAGAUAAAAUCACCACCAGAGGUUUUGCAAUUCAAUGUAGAAUCACUACUGAAGAUCCUGCUAAAUCUUUCCAACCGGAUACUGGUAAAAUUGAAGUUUAUAGAUCAGCUGGUGGUAAUGGUGUUAGAUUAGAUGGUGGUAAUGGAUUUGCAGGUUCAAUCAUUUCACCACAUUAUGAUUCUAUGUUGGUAAAAUGUUCAUGUUCAGGUACAACUUUUGAAAUUGCAAGAAGAAAAAUGAUUAGAGCAUUGAUAGAAUUUAGAAUUAGAGGUGUUAAAACAAAUAUUCCAUUUUUAUUAGCUUUAUUGACAAAUGAUGUGUUUAUUAAAGGUGAUUGUUGGACUACUUUUAUUGAUGAUACUCCUUCAUUGUUCCAAAUGAUUAGUUCACAAAACAGAGCCACUAAACUAUUACUGUACCUUGCAGAUCUUUAUGUUAACGGAUCUUCUAUAAAAGGUCAAAUUGGUUAUCCAAAAUUAGAUACUGAAGCAUUAAUUCCUGUUUUACAUGAUCCAAAAACUGGUAUUGCAAUUGAUGUUCAACAUACUCCACCACCACGUGGUUGGAGACAAGUUUUAUUAGAAGAAGGACCAGCUGAAUUUGCAAAAAAAGUUAGACAAUUUAAUGGUACCUUACUAACUGAUACAACUUGGAGAGAUGCUCAUCAAUCAUUAUUAGCAACAAGAGUUAGAACCAUAGAUUUAUUAAAUAUUGCACCAACUACUGCAUUUGCAUUAAAUGGAGCCUUUUCUUUGGAGUGUUGGGGUGGUGCUACUUUUGAUGUUUGUAUGAGAUUUCUUUAUGAAGAUCCAUGGGAAAGAUUGAGAAAAUUAAGAGCCUUAGUACCAAAUAUUCCAUUUCAAAUGUUGUUAAGAGGUGCAAAUGGUGUUGCAUAUUCUUCAUUACCAGAUAAUGCAAUUGAUCAAUUUGUUAAAGAGGCAAAAGAUAAUGGUGUUGACAUUUUCCGUGUUUUUGAUGCAUUAAAUGAUUUAGAACAAUUAAAAGUUGGUAUUGAUGCAGUUAAAAAAGCUGGUGGUGUAGUUGAAGCAACUGUUUGUUAUUCUGGUGAUAUGUUAAAACCAGGUAAAAAAUACAAUCUAGAAUACUAUCUCAAGAUGGUUGAUGAAAUUGUUGAAAUGGGUACUCAUUUCCUUGGUAUAAAAGAUAUGGCGGGUACUUUGAAACCAGGAGCUGCAAAAUUAUUAAUUGGAGAAAUUAGAAAAAAAUACCCAGAUUUACCAAUUCAUGUUCAUACACAUGAUUCUGCAGGUACUGGUGUUGCAUCAAUGACUGAAUGUGCUAAAGCAGGUGCAGAUGUAGUUGAUGCUGCUUCAAAUUCAAUGUCUGGUAUGACUUCACAACCAUCAAUUUCUGCUAUAUUAGCAUCAUUAGAAGGGUCAAUAAAUACUGGAUUAUCAGAAUCAUUAGUUAGAGAAUUAGAUACUUAUUGGCAACAAAUGAGAUUAUUGUAUUCAUGUUUUGAAGCAGACUUAAAGGGACCAGAUCCAGAAGUUUAUUCUCAUGAAAUACCAGGUGGUCAAUUAACUAAUUUAUUAUUCCAAGCUCAACAAUUAGGAUUAGGUACCAAAUGGUUACAAACUAAGGAAACUUAUAAAAUUGCAAAUAAGAUUUUAGGUGACGUUGUUAAAGUUACUCCGACAUCAAAAGUUGUUGGAGAUUUAGCUCAAUUUAUGGUUAGUAAUAAUUUAACAGAAGAAGAUGUGAAUAGAUUAGCUUCAGAAUUAGAUUUCCCAGAUUCUGUUUUAGAUUUUAUGGAAGGUUUAAUGGGUAAACCGUAUGGUGGGUUCCCAGAACCUUUAAGAACUAAUAUGUUAAGUAAUAAACGUCAAAAAUUAGAACAAAGACCAGGAUUAACAUUACCACCAGUCGAUUUUGAAAAUAUUAAGAAAGAAUUAAUUUCAAGAUAUGGAGAUAUUGAUGAAUGUGAUAUUGCUUCGUAUGUAAUGUAUCCAAAAGUUUAUGAAGCAUACAAAAAACAAGUUGAGAGAUAUGGUGAUUUAUCAGUUCUACCAACAAGAAAUUUUUUAAAACCAGCAACUGUUGGACAAGAAAUUAUAGUUGAUAUUGAACAAGGUAAAACUUUGAUAAUAAAAUUAUUAGCAAUUGGAGAAAUUUCAGAAAAAACUGGAACAAGAGAAGUAUUUUUUGAAUUAAAUGGUGAAAUGAGAUCAGUUACAGUUGAAGAUAAAACAGCUUCAGUUGAAACGAAGACAAGACCAAAAGCUUCACAACCAAAUGAUGUUGGUGCACCAAUGGCUGGUGUUGUUAUUGAAAUUAGAACUCAUAAACAUCAAGAAGUUAAAAAGGGAGAUCCAAUUGCCGUGUUGUCUGCUAUGAAAAUGGAAAUGGUUAUAAGUGCACCAGUAAGUGGUGUUGUUGGUGAUUUAUUAAUUAAAGAAGGUGAUUCAGUAGAUGCUAAUGAUUUAAUUACAAGUAUUUUGAAAAAUUAG